UUAUUGACCAUUUAAUAUGUGCUGGAAACCACUGUCUUUUAUGUAGUUUAAUCAUUAAGUCUUCAGAUUUGCUACUUAAAAGAGGUACUUUUCUUACAGAGAGGAUAUAGAGAGGAAUUUAACUUGUUCAAGAUCACACCUAGCUAGGAAGGAAUAGAGCUAGGAUUCAAAGCUAGGCAUACUGGUUCUAGGCUCACACUCUUGGAUACUACCUCCUGUGUGGUACUGGCUGGAUUAAAUGGCCAAAAAGCCACUAUGCCACCAUUGAUUGCCCCAGUGUAGCUUGCUCCUUCCUGUUCCUCCUCCUUAUGAACUUUUCAUGUGGGCUGCUUCUGAGUAGAUUUAUUAUUUUUAUUUUUUAUUUUGGCAUAUAUUCUGAGUAGAUUUAGAUUGGGUGCUCAGUGAAUGGUGUGGAUUGAGUGAAACUGAAAUCAAUCCAGCUUUCUGGGACAGGGUUGACAUAUCAUCUCUCAAUUUUCUGGACUUCAUCUUUUUAUUGGAUCUCUUAAAUGGCACUUAUCAACUUACAAUAUUGCUUUGUUCUACUGUUACUUAUGUACUUUUGCCAUUUCCUUUACUAGACUGUGAAGUUAUUAGAGUGUCUUAUUAAUUUUCAAUCCCUCUUAUCCCAUAGAGCAUUACCUCUUGAACAGUCUCCAUUUGGGUAUUUUGUUUAUUAACUGACAAUUUGCAUGUGUAAAACACUCAUUCCACAGCAUUUAUUUAACAAAUAUUUAUUGUGUGUCUGCUAUGUUCCAGAAACUGUUCUAAGUACCAGGGAUAAACAAAACUAAAUCCCUAUACUAAGGAACCUUACAUGUUAGUGAAGAGACAGACAGUAAACAAAUGAAACAUAAAAACAAUCAAGUGGUGGUAAAUGCUGUGAAGAAAAAUAAACCUAGGAAUGAAAGUGAUGAAGUGAGUGACGAAAGGGUUUAUUUUAAACAGGGUGGUCAGGGAAGGGCUUUCUGGGAAGGUGACAUUUGAGCAGACAGUUGGAUGAAGUGAGCUAGCUAGCUCUGUUGAUAUCUAGAGGCAGAGAGUUCAAAGUGGUGGAAAUGACAAAGGCGAAGGCCUUGAGAUGGGAAUGUGUGCCAGGAAUGUAAGGAGGCCAGUAUGUCUGGAGCACAAAGUAAGGGAAAACACACUUACGCCCACAGCACAGUGAAUGCUUAUGACUAAUAGGCUACUCUCUUGCACCCCUGCACUUCUGCCCCUCCAUUUGAGUUGUGUACUUAGUGAGGGUCCAGUGUAUUUUUUCCUGAACACAAUGUAUGCAUGAUGCUUAUACUUGCAAUUGCAGCUACAUAAUUUAAUAAAACAAUAUGGAAAAUGAUGAAAUCUUAGUGUUAACAAAAAGGGUUUAUAGGUAUAUUCAGGAUGUUCUUCCACUUUAAAACAAGCCUGGAAAUCUUAAAUGAUAUGUAAUAUGUCUGGUAGUUUAUGUAAGAAAGUGAUGCAGAGAUCCUUUUGUAGUUCAUAAGCGUGAUGGUUGAGUGUUCAUGCGCAUGUGAGAGAUGUACCUCCCUCAAACUUUGUUAUGACGUCGACACAUUGCCCAUCUGACAUGGAAGGAAAAAAAAAGGGAAAAUGAUGCAGAAUGCCAAUGAAUAUAUCAUCAACGAAAAGACCUUGGCCUUAUAACAGCCCCUCCAUUACAGGCAAUCACAAGUCUCAUCACGUCUGUUUUCUAUGACAUCCCUUUUCUUUCCCCCAGUUGCCACUUCUGUGUUUCUGGCCACCCUCAUUGUUUGCCUGGAGUUCUGCAGUGUCCUUCUAACCAGUCUCUGUCCUUGUUCCCCACUCUAGUGCAUCUGCUUACUAUACUUCUCAAACAAUAAAUCUGAUCAUGCCACUUUUCUGUAAAAUUACACAUAAGAUGAAUUCUAAACCCUAAUGUUCAGGUCAGCUAAGAAGUCACUUCUUUUAGGAGCCCUCCCUGAACCUCUGCAAUGGGUUAGACGCCCUGCCUCCCUGCAUGUUCCCAGGGCAUCCAGUGCUUCCUCAUCAGUACUUACUAUAAGGUGCUUGCUGUAAGUGCCUUUGUCCCCUCCAGAUGGUGAGCCCUGUUAGUACUCUUUUCCAGAGUCCUGGCAUAUUGUAAGCACUCAAUACUUUUUUUUUCCAGAAUAAAAUAAAAAUAGUUACGUAUGGUUCCAAAAGGCAUGAGAAUGAAAGAAACAAAACAAAACAACAACAACAAAAAAUAGUUACGUAUGGGAUGGGGGAAUGAACGGAAUGGAAGGGACAGAGAUGGAAAGCCCUACUUUAUCGUUUUGGCUUUAGAAGCACAGAAGGGUUUACUAAUUUUAAAAUUUAAAUUAAAAAGAAAAAUGAAUAAAUAAAUGUUGCUGCCCAGGGGCAGGAAUCUCAGAACUGCAGCAAUGCUGAAGUUCCCAGUUAAUUUGAAGUGCCAGCCUUCUUUUCCAAGAAUCUCUGUGGCCCUACAGAACAUGGAAGGGUUGGUAGGAUACACGUAACAAUAGCUCCUUUUAUUAUGCUUGUGUGGCUGGAUUUAGGUAUGCCAGAAGCAGAAUGCAGCCUUAGGCCAGAAAUCUCUGCUGGUCUCUGCCUCCAAGUGCAGUCUCUGUCAGCUCUGCCUUGACCCAUGGGCCACCCAGCUGAAUCCAGACCAGGUCCCAAUUCCUGCUCCCUCACUCCUCUCAAAGCACCACAAAUCUCAAAUCUGCCUUUAAAGAAUCAGAAGCUGCUAGGUCAGGCAGCUCGAAACAUGGUACUGCAGGAAGAUGCCAUCUUGCACUCAGAAGAUAGUUUAAGGAAAAUGGCAAUAAUAACAACACAUCUUCAGUACCAGCAAGAAGCUAUUCAGAAGAAUGUUGAACAGUCGUCAGAUCUACAAGACCAGUUGAAUCAUCUGUUGAAAUAAAAUGGCAUAUAAGAGCACAAUAGCACUUCUUUGCCUAAUGCUGAGGAGGAAAUAUCUUACACAACCAUAAUGCUCUGGGUUUAGUUUUCUAUUUUCUUCUCCAAAAGUUAAGUUAUCAAAGAUUUGUGUUGAUGUACAGUUUCUCCUGAAAAGAAACUAGGUGGGGGCUGAAUUUUGGAAACAGUUUGCAAAUUGGACUAACCCAUCCUCUUCCUGAAUUUUUUAAGUUACUCUAAUUGUUUAAAUUAAAAGACAUCUUAGUUUUUCCUAUAGAAUUGUUUUUUAGACAGGAUCUUGCUGUGUUGUCCAGGCUGAUCUGGAACUCCUGGCCUCAAGCAGUCCUCCUGCCUCAACCUCCCUAGUAGCUGGGAUUAUAGGUGCCAGCCACUGUGCCCAGCUUCAGAACUUUUAAUGUGUCAAAAGCCAUAUUUUCUAAAUUGCAAUACUUAAGCAAAUACUGAGUAUCAAAAAUGGAUCUAUU
This is a messenger RNA of Microcebus murinus (gray mouse lemur), 3368 nucleotides long. Lineage: Eukaryota; Metazoa; Chordata; Mammalia; Primates; Cheirogaleidae. The record is from RefSeq and is a predicted model, not a curated record.